Schistosoma rodhaini is the source of this 2823-nucleotide messenger RNA. NCBI's taxonomy places the organism in Eukaryota, Metazoa, Platyhelminthes, Trematoda, Strigeidida, Schistosomatidae. The record is from the annotation of a GenBank genome assembly.
GAAAUAAUUACUUCACCUUUAAUUAUUAUUAAUCAUUGAUUCACAUUUGAUAUCAUAAUUUUCACUUUUUUAAAAUUUAUAUCGUUAUAAACAAUUAAUAAUUUGUUUUAUUGAAAGAAAAUGAAUGAAUAUAAAUGCAUCUGGAAAUAAUAGAUAAGUUUAAAUGCAAAAGACAUGUCUAAUGGAAAUAACUGUGAUAAUUUUGAUCAAAUUUACUUCUGCCGAACUACAAGAUCAUAUAAUACUUUGGGAUGCAAGUAAUUGGAGGUUCAAAGAAAAUCAAAAUGAUAUUAAUGCUACCGAAGGUGAUAAUUUAAUAUUUAUCUGUCCAAAAAAUCGGACAUUUUCUCAAAAUCUGUAUUGGACAGAUGAUCCACGUGUACAAUUAAAAUGUAAUAAAACAUUACCUCUUAAAGUUAUUAAACUUUUGGAUUGUUUUGGAAACAAGUCAGUUACAGAAUUCGUUCUUAAAGUUAGCCGUUUCCCAGAAAUUGCAUCACUACCAAGUUUUCAUUCAGAAAUUCCUGUUUAUUUCGUAGCUCAAUCUGUGAUAUGUCAACAGAAUAAUUUUCGUUUAAGCGUUAAACUAAUGUCUGAUAAUAAAACAGAUGUCAACAAUCAAAUUGUUACUACUGAAGAAAUGCAAACAAAGAAACAUUCUAGAAAACUUGAUUUAUUUUCAAAUACAUCAAUCUCUUCUCAAUUAAAAACAACACAAAUUCAACAUCAUUUAAAUGAUUCGUCAAAUAUAUUGAGGAAUCAAGAGUAUAAUACAAAACAAAGAUCAAGUUGGAUUGAAUAUCGACUUUUAUUUUUGCCAGCCACAUUGGCAUUUUUUACAUUAAUCGGUAUACAAAUUGUUUUGUGUGGAUUUUGUUUUUCUAAUUCAAUCACUCAAAAAUUAAUCAAAUGUUUUAAAAAAUGUAAACAUAAACAUAAUAACCUAGAAUUACAAACAAAUCACAUGUAUAAGAAUUAUCCGAUAGAAAGAUAUUUGAAUAAAAAUAGUUCAAUUCAAUCAACAUAUAAAUUAACUGUUCCCAAAUAUGAACCAAUAUCCAAUGUCAAUUCUUGUUGGAAAUCAAAACCUUCAUUAUCAAUAAAUAAAUAUGAUUUGAAAAAUACAACAAAACAACAAAACUGUUUAAAUUCUGAUUGGUUAAUUCAUUUGAAUCGAUUAGAUAAUUAUGCAUCAUUAUAUAAAUUUAAUGAUCAUCAACCUAAAUCAAACUUAUUCAUAUCAGACAAUCCAGAAAAUUUACUUAGUUAUAAAAAUUCUAUAAUUAAUCAAAACAUUCCAGAUACUUCAACAAUUCUAUGCAAUUGUAUAAAUCAGUCAACUAAUAUGAGACUUAUACAAAAUCAAGAAUUAUUAAUUCCUGUAUCAAUUUGUUUAAAUAAAAAUAUAGUGGAAGAUUGAGAAUUUUUUUAUUAAAAAAAACAUACUUUGAAGAAUUUCCGAGUGUGUCAAGCAAUGAAAAAUAACUUAUAUCCUUCAAGUGUUUUUUCCACUAAUGAUCUUUCAUGAAUAUCAUUACUAUUAUGAAUAUUUCACAGCAAAAUUAUCAAUUUUAAUUAUACUCCUAUUGCUAAAACAGAGUAGACAAUAUUAAGAUUGGAAUGCUGAAAAUUAUUACUCCUGUUGUAUAUACUACUUAAUUCAGUGGAAUCAAAGUGAUAUUCACAGUAUAUAAAUAAUUCAACUCAAUGUAUUUCUACAAAAAAAACAGAUAAAUUUAUUGGUUAUCAUUACUUAUUUAUAUGAUAAUUUAUGAUUUGACAUGAAUAUUAUGUAAAUUCAAUGAGAACAAAAUAAAUUAAACAAAACUUUAUUUUAUAUUAAUAAUUUCAGAUUUUAGUUGACUUUAUUUAUAUUCUGGAUUUAUUUUUCUCUUUUUAGUUGUUUGUUUGUUGUUUUUAUUCUUCUAUUUAUCACAAUAUUGAGCCCUUUUUUUUGCUCCUGAUUAGUUGCUAGAUUGCAAAAAGGGGGAAAAAACAAGCAAAAUGUGAACUUCUUAAAAAUGAAUUAUCUGUGAUUAAAUGUCAUAUAUAUAUAAUCUGUACAGUAUAAAAGUUCAUUAUAAGUUUAAGCCAAAAAAAGUUAUCUUUCAUGACGAUGUAAAUAAUGUAUAGAGAAAAAACAAACAACCCUCCAUCAGAAUAUGAAAAUAAAAAGCAAAUAAAUAAUGUGAUAAUCAUUCCAGUUUUAUAAUUUAUGUGAAAGAAAAAUAGGGCUAUUAAGUGAAAUUUUUGAUUUUAUCAAACUUAGUUUUUUUUCUCAUUUAUAGGAAAUAUUUUUUUUAAUCAGUUGGAGGAAAAUCAACAAUUUAACGAUAUUGUCUAUUUAUUCAAUAUGAAUGAUUGUUAAAUGUUUGAUUCAAUCUAGAUUUAGACUACAAUAUAGUUAAUAUUGUAAAACACAACAAUAGGCAGGAAGAAUGUAUGUGAGAAGUUACAAAGUACUUCAAUCUUCCAUUCUCAUCUUUCGCAUGUUCUACUAUCUGGAUUGGAUUCUCUUCUGGUCUCAAAAUGUUCUGCUAACAUCGUGCUUUCGAUACAUUAAAGCUCUUCAUGUCAUCUGAUAACUUUAGUAAAUUUGACGUCACAUUCGGCUAUAUAUUACUUGCAAAAAAUCUUGUGAGUAAUGCACACUAAAAUAUAUGACUACAUUAGUAUUGAAAUUUUGGUUGAGAAAGAACAAUGGCACCUAAAUUAAUCUAUGACUAAAUCUUCAUUCGCUGUAAGAUAAAAUUGUACAAUAUUUUAAAUAAAGCAAAAAAACAGAAAUAAUUAUAUUAAAAUGUUAAUAAAUGUAUUAAAGCG